Sinocyclocheilus grahami is the source of this 2043-nucleotide messenger RNA. RefSeq names its product N-acetylglucosamine-1-phosphodiester alpha-N-acetylglucosaminidase-like. The transcript is spliced from 11 exons. Bases 60 to 1922 code for a protein of 620 amino acids. Gene Ontology annotation, biological process: secretion of lysosomal enzymes. NCBI's taxonomy places the organism in Eukaryota, Metazoa, Chordata, Actinopteri, Cypriniformes, Cyprinidae. The record is from RefSeq and is a predicted model, not a curated record.
UUAAUGAAGAAAUGAUUGACAGAUAAGAUCAGUUGGCGUGAUCAUGUGAUUCGCAUCAUAUGACCAGCACAGAUGAAAGUCCUUUCAUCGAAGAAAACGGAUGUAACCGGGCCAGUAACUUAUUUUAUUUUAUUGUAUUAUACGUAUGUCUUAUGGCAACAUCGUCUGUGAAUUUCGUUCAGAUUUCUUUGCUUUUUACAUACCUGGGAAUAUGUUUGUCCCGAUGCAAAGACAUCCGACAUUCUUUGAAUGACGACCUCUUGUUACCCUACACCAAAUCCCACGGCCCAUCUCAUUCUCACCGCCACGUGAGGGACUGUCAGCCCGUCGCUCAUGGCAAUGUAACCCACGAAACCUGGGCAGCAAGCAAGCACUCUAACGCUCCAGUGUUCAAGUCAAAUACAUUCAUCUCCGUCAUCACCGAUGACUCUGGCGUUCACAGAUGGGUGAGCGGCCACAUCACAGAGGUGCAUGACCCACUGAGAUCCGUGUCCGUUCUGGAACCAGGAGGCCCUGGAGGGUGCGAGUGGAGCCACAGAAAGCUGGUGGAGCUCACUGCCAAAUCCAGAAAGUGCCUCGUCGCCCAGAAUGGAGGCUUCUUUGACACUGACAGCGGCCAGUGUUUGGGGAAUGUCAUAAGUGAUGGGAAACUGGUGAGGAACAGUGGAGGAAUUCAAAAUGCUCAGUUUGGCAUCCGAAAGGAUGGGACGCUCGUGUUUGGCUACCUGUCUGAAGAUGACAUCCUGGAUCAGGUAAACCCCUUCGUGCAGUUGAUCAGUGGGGUGGUGUGGCUGCUGAGAAACGGUGAGAUCUACAUCAAUGAGAGCAUCCAGGCAGAAUGUGACGAAACACAGAAGACUGGAAAAUUCCAGUACUUUGUGGACGUGAUAUCUGCCCGUACGGCGGUGGGUCACGAUGCAGAGGGGAAACUCAUCCUCUUCCAUGUCGACGGUCAGACGGGUGUAAGAGGAAUGAACCUCUGGCAAGUGGCAAAGUUUCUGAAGGAACAGAAUGUCUUUAACGCUAUUAAUCUGGAUGGAGGCGGCUCGGCCACUUAUAUCCUCAACGGAUCCCUGGCCAGUUACCCUUCAGACCACUGCAAACUUCCGAAGUGGCGCUGCCCACGGGCAGUAUCCACUGUGCUGUGUGUUCAUGAGAGGCUGUGCCAGCCGGAGGACUGCGGCGGACAUGGACGCUGCGUGGAGGGCCAGUGUGUGUGCCAGCAGGGCUGGAGCAGCCCAGGAUGUGCCAAUCUCACAUGCCAGGCUGAAUGUGGAGAGCAUGGGAUCUGCACUGAGAAUGGAUGUGUGUGUGAUGCUGGAUGGAUGGGUUUAAAUUGUAGCCAAGUAUGUGCAGCAGGUUUCUAUGGCGAUGGCUGUAACCAAACAUGCAUGUGCGCAAAUGGAGGCUCAUGUGAUCCUGUUCACGGACGGUGCACCUGUCCUGCUGGUCUCCAUGGAGAUUCCUGUGAGCAAGAGUGCCCUCUUGGAUUCUACGGGCUGAACUGCAAGCAGCCGUGCCAAUGCCACGACAUGUGCCCAUGCAACGCUGUCACAGGAAGCUGCAACACCACAUACCAAGGAGAGAGAAACAUCAGCCUGCACAGAGCCGGUCACUGCCUGGCUGCCCAGAUGUUGAGGGAAUGGAGACAAGAGGAGGAAGCUCAUGCUCCCAAACCCUAUUUAUCUGAACAAAGCUGGCUGGUUGUCUGCGCUAUCCUGGCAACGUCGCUGCUGGCCAGCCUCGCUGGUAACUUUAUCCAGACGUGUAGAAAAUCCAAAGCGCGCGGGCAGAGGGCGGACUACUCCUACUUGCCGCUGGGAGAGAUCAACGGGUCCGUGGAGCGAAGCAGAAGACAGGGGACAAAGUCUGGGAAAGUUCUUUUUCAGGAAGAAGACUCUGACACACAAGACUCCUCAUAAUGUGACCAUGUUUCAAAAUGUAUGCAUCCGGCAGAGAGUGGAGAGAAACUAGCUAGCUGACUAGCCAGCUAGAUUUGGAAAGGGUUUGUUUGUUCCUGUGAAUCGAUGAGGGCCUCUUCGU